Messenger RNA from Mugil cephalus (flathead mullet), 5041 nucleotides. Its product is annotated as serine/threonine-protein kinase WNK4-like. Gene Ontology annotation, molecular function: protein serine/threonine kinase activity; ATP binding; chloride channel inhibitor activity. Gene Ontology annotation, cellular component: cytosol; cytoplasm. The record is from RefSeq and is a predicted model, not a curated record. The coding region runs from base 232 to 4251 and encodes 1339 amino acids. Lineage: Eukaryota; Metazoa; Chordata; Actinopteri; Mugiliformes; Mugilidae. The transcript is spliced from 24 exons. Gene Ontology annotation, biological process: negative regulation of sodium ion transport; renal sodium ion absorption; intracellular signal transduction.
CGAGACCUCGCAGAAAUGACCUGGUGCGUUCUCAGAGGAGUAGGAGAAGAAGAAGAAGAAGAAGAAGAAAGGGAAGAAGGAGAAGACGUCAGUCUUUAAAUGUCAGCUGCUGUUUUUUGUGGUCGUACUGGUUCCAGUGUUUCUGCUGCUGCCAGACUCACAAUCCUCCUAUUGUGACGUCACAACACCACACGGAGGCCACACAGGUGACGGGGCAGGAGAAAGAGGAGGAUGUCCUGGCCCCCCGACCAUGACACCGCGAAAAAGUCUGGAGAAGAACAAGACAAGGCCAACUCCAUCCCGCAUCUCGUUGCCAUGACAACACUGAAGAACAGCCCCGCUGACCAGCCAGAGGCCUGUCCGGACUUCAGCUCGGAGUCGGGGGAGGAUGCGGGCGCGGCGCUGUCGGAGGCUAACAGGGUGGCGUUACCGUGGCGACAGAGGGAGGAGGAGCAUGACGAGGUGGAGACGCGGGCGGUGGCCUCGUCUCCCGACGGGCGAUUCCUCAAGUUCAACAUCGAGAUCGGGCGAGGGUCCUUCAAGACGGUUUACAGAGGCCUCGACACCGAGACCACGGUGGAGGUGGCCUGGUGUGAGCUGCAGACCCACCGUCUGAACAAGGCAGAGCGGCAGCGUUUCAAUGAGGAGGUGGAGAUGCUGAAAGCCCUUCAGCAUCCCAACAUCGUCCGAUUCUUUGACUCCUGGAAAGCGACACUGAAGGGCCACAAAUGUACCAUCCUAGUGACGGAGCUCAUGACGUCUGGGACACUUAAAACUUACCUGCGCAGGUUCCGUCAGAUGAAACUAAAGCUGCUGCAGCGCUGGAGCUUCCAGAUCCUGAAGGGGCUUCAGUUCUUGCACUCGCGCUGCCCUCCCAUCUUGCAUCGAGAUCUUAAGUGCGACAACGUCUUCAUCACCGGACCCACCGCUUCCGUUAAGAUCGGAGACCUGGGCCUCGCCACGCUCAAGAAGGCCUCGUUCGCCAAGAGUGUCAUCGGGACUCCAGAGUUCAUGGCUCCAGAGAUGUAUGAGGAGAAGUACGAUGAGGCGGUGGAUGUUUACGCCUUUGGUAUGUGCAUCCUGGAGAUGGCGACCUCCGAGUAUCCAUACUCUGAGUGUCAGAACGCUGCCCAGAUCUACCGCAAGGUCACCAAUGGAGUAAAACCAGACAGUUUUUCCAAAGUAAAAGUUCCUGAGCUGAAGGAGAUCAUCGAAGGCUGCAUCCGAACCAAGAGCAGUGAGAGGUUCACGGUUCAGGACCUGCUGGACCACAGGUUCUUCCAGGAACACGCGGGCGUCCACGUGGAGCUGGCUGAGGAGGACGACGGUGCAAAGGCAGCGCUGAAGCUGUGGCUCCGGAUGGAUGAUAACAAGAAGCUUCACGGCAAAUACAAAGACAACAACGCCAUUGAGUUCCUGUUCGAGUUGUACAAAGACGUCCCAGAGGAGGUGGCGCAGGAGAUGGUGGUCCUGGGAUUCGUGUGUGAGGCGGACUAUAAGGUGGUUGCCAAGGAGAUCAGACACCGAGUGACGACUAUAAAGCGCCAACGAGAGAAACAGCGUCGCCUGCUAGAGGAGGCUGCCAACCGCCAGAAGGAAGCCAUCAUUGAGGAGGAGCCUGACCCCGCCCCCCAACCACCCGAACCAUCCAAUCAGAAACCUGCAACGGCCACAAACGCAUCUGCUGCUGGAAGAUUGGCCAAUCAGCAGGACUCACCCCCCACCUGGAUACAGCCAACCCCCACGGCAACCAUCACAUCGUCGUUUCGGUCAUCGAGCAGCAGCCUGGUGGAUUCUGGCAUCAGCAGCGUCUCCAGCAGGACAGAAGGAGACAAAGAUGAGGAAGAUGAUAAGACCACCAAACACACACCCUACUCCUCUGCCACAUCCGACUGUGAGACGGACAUCUCCGUCAGCUCCUCAGGUUUUGAAGCGCCACCUUCACCUGUCAUAAACCCCACCCCUGCUCCCGUGGCUCAGGAAGCCCCUAAACCUGAGGCUCCUCCCCCUGUGACCCGACCUCAUUUGAAAGCUCCACCCCUCCCAGUUCUGCGUUUCCCCAAGAGUAUUGCUGUGUCCAACAAUGCUGAGCGGCUGCCACAUGUCUCACAUGUUAGCGGCUUCUCUUCACCUGCUGACAGCUACGCGUCUGAUGUGACUUCAGGAUUGAGUGAUGGCAACGAUGGCCAAUCAGAUAAGGGUAUCCAGGAUGCAGCUAAAAGGGCAGCAGCAAAGCAUUUCAGGAGGAGAGCAAGGGCUCGUCUGAGAAUCAUUGGGGUGUCUGACAUGGUGGAUCGGGUGGUGGAGUGUCAACUGCAGACUCACGACAGUAAAAUGGUGACGUUUAAGUUCGACCUGGAUGGAGACAAUCCCGAGGACAUUGCGUCAGUGAUGAUCCACAGGGACUUCAUCUUGCCGUUGGAACGGGAGGGAUUUAUCGUUCGCAUGUAUGACAUCAUCAAGAGGGCGGAGGCAAUGAUGCACCCACUACAUCUGACUGACUCCGACAGGUUGACUCACUUGACCAGCUCCACAGCACCGAACUCCCAGUCGAACCUGUCAGCACAGGGCCUUUCCAGAACUCUGUCUUCGUCCUCAUUACCAGACAUUGAUGAUGCGGACCCCUCCCCCUUGAAGUCAGUUGAUUUCUACGUUGAUGCUGAGGCCACGCCCCCCGUUAGACCACUGAGGUCACAGUCCUUCAACACUUCAUCAACUUCCUCCUAUCAGCCACCUCCAUCAUCUCUCCAUUAUGCCCAUCCAGAUUCUUUGGCACAUCCCCCCCCUCACAUCCCUCCCUCUCCCCAGUAUCGCCUCCAGUCUAACCCCUACUCUACCUACACUGCCUCUUUCCCCAACCAAAGCCCCGCCUCUGGUCUCUCCCGAGUCCAGAGCCACCCCUCACUCCCUACUUCACCCUCCACAGCCCCUCCCACACCUCAAUGGCCUCCCCCUGGCCAACCUCUCUUUUCUCUGGCCAAUGUUCUCUCUUUGGCCAUGAGUGUGGCCCAGUCCUUCAUGCCCCCACCUGGAGCCCCCAACCCAGGCUUUCAGCCCCACCAGCACCCUGCAUCUCACCCAUUUGCCUCCCCUCAAGUCACCCUCUCUCCCCCCAUAUCUCCAUCUUUAAAUCCUAAACUCCAUUUCCCAAACCAUACACCUAUACACACUUCCUUCUCCCAGCAUCUGCCCUACCCCUCACCCACACCUCAGACAGGCUCUGCCCUGGACAGCCAACAGGUGGCAAUGUUCGACUGGACUCCAGAAACUCCUCAGCGUAACAGUCCAAGCCAGUUGAAGUUCAGCUCAGCUCCACCUCCUGGUUCAGAGACUGCCUCUGCUCCCAGUCCCAUCAGUGCUCCCGAUUACAGCAGAGAGCUCUCUGACUCCUCCACCACCUCCUCCUCCUCCUCUUCACCUCCUCACAACAGAGUGUCCCCCCCUGUCUCCCCAUCACCCAGGCUGUCCCCCAUACUGGAAGCAAAGAAACCUCCAGUCCUCAACAUUGGUCGUUUCCAGGUGACGCCCUCCGAUGAUGCCACGGGCGUCCGUCAUGAGCCACGCCCUCUAAACCAGGUCACGCCCACCGCCCACUCCCCGCCUCCCUCCAGGAAGAACCAGUCAGAGAGUAACACAGGAAGCAGCACAGAGGAGCAGAGUGAAUCAGAGAGCAGCAUCAGCACAGUGAAGGUCUCCCCAUCUGAUCGUCCCCUGGGUUACCACGACAACUCUGGGGGUCAGCGGCAGAGUGUUGAGGAGGGGAAGAAGAGGUCAGAGGAGGAGGUGGAGGAGCGGAGGAGGAGCGGGAGCCGCAGGCUGAGCGUCAGUCUGUGGGAGGGGUCAGCCAGCGGCCAAUCACGGAGCCGCUCUGCGACCUACAGCUCUGACGAAUCAGAGAGCGAAAAUGAGGACACGUGGAAGGAGAUUCAUGAGCUUCGCGAAAGACACCUGGUGGAGGUGCAGAACCUGCAAGUCAGUCAGAAGCGAGAGAUUGAGGAGCUGUACUGGAAGAUGGGUAAAGUCCCGCCCCCCGGUAUCGUCCCUCCCGCCGCCAUGCUCAACCACCGUCAACGUCGCCUCUCCAAGUCUGGAAACUAUCCUCCUUUGCGUAAAAACAGCCUGCAGAGACUGGAAGUACUGCCCCCUGCAGGCAUCAUGAGGAAGCGCUCCGUCAGCGGCGGCAGCAGCAGCGGAUCUCAGGAGAGGCCAGGGAAAGGCGUGACCUUCGCCACUGAAUACAGCUUCAUGUGAUGAGCUGCUGCGGAUGUGAAGACGAUCACAGAUGAUGGAAACCGAGGAGCAACAGCAACAAAUAGUGCAAUAUUUAGUUCAAUUGCAGAGAGUCUGAACUGAUACUCAAACAUUUUAGUGACAUAUCAGCACUUUAUGAAGAACCUAUUAAGCCUUGAUGAGUCUCACUCAGUUUAUUUUAACUUGUUUUUAUCACGUCAAAUUCAGCUCAUACGCGAGGCCUUUUAAACCGAACUCACCAGAGGCCUGAGGUCAAAUCACGACACCUGAAUGAGAACAUGUUUUUUUUGCCUCAUUCUAAAGAUUUAUUGUUUUUCCUCGUCACUUAAGAGUCCCACAAAAACACUUCAGCACAAUCUCUUCAUGUUGUGAGCCAAAGAAACUACAACAGCAAGUAUUUGAUUAAAUUCUAACAGGAACAUCUGCCAAAGUCAUAACCACACAGAUGGGGGUUUUUUUUCCAAUUGAUUUUUUAAAUAUAUAUACAUAUAUAUUUUUUUGUGGUUGCUGCUCAUUCAGUCACAAAGAGAAACACUGAAGAAGUGCUCAGGUUGAGUUUUCACCACAUUUGCAUAUGAUAAAUUUUGUGCCACCUGAAUCACAGUGUGCCUUAUUUAUAAAACAGUAAUAAGUUUAUUAUAAUGUGAUGUGUGCCAUAUAAAGUGAUGUGUGAUGACUGAUGAAGAGACGUGAAGAGAUGAGCUGUGUGUUUGUGUGAAGGUUGUUUUGAAUAGAUCAAAUACUUGAUCUGAUGUUUGAAAGUUGAAUUAAAGUUACCUCAAACUAAAAA